AUGGCAAUCCGCUUCGUCAUCCAUGCAAGCGUUCCUCAGUCGAUGGAGGCAUUCUACCAGGAAGCAGGCCGUGCAGGACGAGAUGGCAAACCAUCAAGAUGCAUCAUGUAUUAUGACUACAAGGACGUACUUGACUGGAUAAGCAUCACCAGCAGCAAAAAAGGAGAACUGGAUUCGGGUACAUGCGAAGACCUGCAGAAAGUUGUCAAUUACACAGAAGACGAUGCGACUUGUCGACGCGUCCUCAUCCUUCGGCAUUUUGGCGAAAACAAUUUCGACCCCGCGGCAUCCGGAGAAAAGAAUAACGCUGGGCAUCACGCCGUUAACCUCAUGAAGUUGCUCGAAGAAACACAGCACAGACCGACUUCCGUAGCACAGCUACAAGCAGCGUACAGGGGUAGUUCCGGCAAGAUGCUCACCAAGGACUACGUCGUUGCUGUCAUCCACCAGCUUCUCAGCAAACAAGUCUUCCGUUGCUAUCUACCAGAGAGGCGGACAGCUGAAGGCAGAAAUUCGUUUGCCAGUGGUCGUAUGGCUCUUUGCUUGAAGAUCGGACCAAGAGCUGACCAUUUGAAGGAGCUAUCGAUUCUGGUGUACGACAAUAUACGCAUGGAUAAGUCUAAACCUUCCAGAGCAAGCAAGCGCCAAAUGAAAGUAGAAUCGGGUUCUGAAUCUGAAUGGAGCAGUUCCUGA
Molecule: messenger RNA, 693 nt
Organism: Dacryopinax primogenitus
Lineage: Eukaryota; Fungi; Basidiomycota; Dacrymycetes; Dacrymycetales; Dacrymycetaceae
Exons: 5
Coding region: 1-693 (230 amino acids)
Biological process (GO): double-strand break repair via homologous recombination
Cellular component (GO): cytoplasm; chromosome; nucleus
Molecular function (GO): 3'-5' DNA helicase activity; four-way junction helicase activity
Source: RefSeq, a predicted model, not a curated record